Molecule: messenger RNA, 1180 nt
Organism: Solenopsis invicta (red fire ant)
Lineage: Eukaryota; Metazoa; Arthropoda; Insecta; Hymenoptera; Formicidae
Product: piggyBac transposable element-derived protein 4-like
Exons: 1
Coding region: 1-1041 (346 amino acids)
Source: RefSeq, a predicted model, not a curated record
AUGUCGAGACAUUCAAAAAAUAUCAAAUUGUUAGACAAAAUAAAUAAUAUUGAUGAAGAGUGUUCAGAAGAUGACCAGGAAAUUUCUGACAUUGAAGACAAAACACAAAAUUAUGAUUUAUCUGACAAUGAUUCAGAUACAGAUUAUGACGAGGAGAAUAUUUUGAAUAUACGUAGAGGACAAAAGAAAAUGAGAUUUGUAAUUAGUUUCGAAAGUGAAAAUGAAGAAGAGCUAAUCGAAACCGCUACUGAUGGAACUAUUUGGCAAGAAAUAAAAGAAGGCUCUAAACCUGGAAGAGCACAGAUUCAUAAUAUUUUUAGAGAUACAUCAGGACCAACAGGAUAUGCUAAACGAAAUAUUAUGAAAGGUAAGGUAAGGACGGCAUUUUCUCUGAUUAUUGAUCAUCAUACAAUGGAACAUAUAAGAAAGUGCACAGAAGCAGAAGCAUUUCGAGUGUUGGGAACUAAAUGGAAUCUAAGUAUUGCAAAGUUAUAUACAUUUAUUGCACUUCUAUAUGCACGUGGCGCAUAUGAGGCUAAAAAUUUAGAUAUAUCAUAUUUAUGGAAUAAAAAAUGGGGUCCUGCAUUUUUCUCAAAAACUAUGAGCAGAAAUAGCUUUACAGAAAUUAUGAGAUUUAUUCGGUUUAAUGACAAAAAUCAACGAAGCCAGCGCUUACAAACCGAUAAAUUUGCUUUGAUUUCUACAGUAUGGUACAAGUUCAUUGAAAAUAGUCAAAUCUGUUAUAAACCAGGACCAUAUCUUACUGUCGAUGAACAAUUAUUUCCAACAAAAGCUAGGUGUAGAUUUACUCAGUACAUGCCCAAUAAACCGGAUAAAUUUGGUAUCAAAUUCUGGUUAGCUUCCGACGUAAACAACAAAUAUGUUGUGAACGGUUUUCCAUAUUUGGGAAAAGAUGAAAGGAGAGAACCUUCAGUCUCCUUUGGGGAAUUUAUUGUUCUCAAACUAGUAGAACCAUAUACAGGCCAUGGAAGAAAUAUAACUAUGGACAAUUUUUUUUACAAGCGUGUCAUUAGCGACUAAACUUUUAGCAAAAAAAAACUACGGUUGUUGGAACUAUUUGCGGAAAUAAAAGGGAGUUACCAAAACUAGCUAAACAAAAAAAGGAUAAUAUGCCACGUUUUUCAACAAAAUUAUACCAAUCUGACAAUUGUACUCUGAC